Molecule: messenger RNA, 758 nt
Organism: Colossoma macropomum (tambaqui)
Lineage: Eukaryota; Metazoa; Chordata; Actinopteri; Characiformes; Serrasalmidae
Product: galectin-3-like
Exons: 3
Coding region: 260-742 (160 amino acids)
Biological process (GO): positive regulation of calcium ion import; eosinophil chemotaxis; neutrophil chemotaxis
Cellular component (GO): nucleus; immunological synapse
Molecular function (GO): IgE binding; laminin binding; carbohydrate binding
Source: RefSeq, a predicted model, not a curated record
UGUGUGUGUGUGUGCAGAACAGGGUUUCGGGGAGAACAGGGUGGGGGGAAGAGUAGAAGAGAGAAAGUGGAUUGUAACAUUUGUUUAUCUGAGACUGCCAUGUUUUAGGAGAGUUGGUAGAAAAUGAUCCAGAUACCUUUGUUCAGUAACUGAAAGCUCAACUCAGAGCUACAAUAAGUGAUUCUCUAUUUUCAUUAUAACCUCACAAACAAUUAAGAAAAGUAAAGAUUACAUUCAAUGACCACUGAAGGAGUGCCAAAUGGACUGUACUCAGCAACAAGUGUUAAAGAAAGCCCAAUGUCAUUAUCUAUCCAGCUUUGGUAAGAGUGAUGUGUGCAGCUCACAGAGCAGGAAGAGCAGAACUCAUCCUUUCAUUUUCAACACUUUACUCUCUUCUGCUUUCUUUCUAGAGGGCUGCUUCCUAAGAGUUCCAUAUGUGCAGGUUCUGCCUGAAGGACUCAAAGACCAAACACUGAUCACCAUCUACGGAGAGCCUAAACCAAAUGCUGAAAAAUUCGCCAUAGACAUCUGUAAAGGUGAUGAUGUAGCCUUCCAUUUCAACCCUCGUUUCAAUGAGGAUGGGAAGCAGAUUAAGAUUUUGUGCACAUCCUCUGGAUACGGAGUGGAAGUCGACAACAAGCAUUUGCUGAAUUAUCCACAUCGCAUCAAGGAGCUUGACCAGACAACACACAUCCAGGUUCAUCAAGACGCUGUCCUCAAGCAUGUUCACAUUGGUAUGUAACUGUACAGAACACGUU